ACCACGUUGACACAGUGGACCAGACCAAUCCGGAAAUUAACCAAACUCCUCUUCAAAGCAACAUACUGAUACAAGCGCGUACCAAUGUCAACUCUCACUAAUACUUUGCUUCAUCAUCUCACCUACAUUAUCCCCAUUUACAUCUUAGGGUUUCUGCAACUGCUCAAUUGAGCUUCAUCAAUGGCAGAAAUCGGGAAAACAGUGCUGAAUUCAGGAUGGUUAGCAGCCAGAUUUUCUGAAAUCAACCUCACUGGAGUACAACUCACUACUACUCAUCCACCUUCCGGCCCUUUUUCCCCUUGGAUGAGCGCCCUUGUUCCCGGAACGGUACUAGCAACCCUUGUGGAAAACAAAGAGCUUCCCGAUCCAUUCUAUGGUGUGAAAAACAAAGAAAUUAUAGACAUUGCUGAUUCUGGGAGGGAUCAUUAUACGUUCUGUUUUUUCACAAAAUUUGAGUGUAAGUUGGCUGUGAACCAACAUGUGGACUUGAAUUUUCGUGCCAUUAACUACUCUGCAGAGGUCUACUUGAAUGGUCACAAAAGAGUUCUUGGAAAGGGAAUGUUCCGCAGACACUCUCUUGAUGUCACUGACAUAUUGUCCCCCGUUGGUCAAAAUCUUCUAGCUGUAAUUGUUCACCCUCCCGAUCAUCCCGGUAGAAUCCCGCCUACUGGUGGUCAAGGAGGUGAUCAUGAGAUCGGAAAAGAUGUUGCAGCUCAAUAUGUGGAGGGUUGGGAUUGGAUGAUUCCUAUCAGGGACAGAAACACUGGCAUUUGGGAUGAGGUUUCACUCUCAGUCACUGGGCCGGUCAAAAUAAUAGAUCCGCACUUGGUAUCAUCAUUCUUUGAUGACUAUAAGACGGCAUACUUGUAUGCUACAGUAGAACUGGAAAAUAGGAGUGGUUGGGUUGCAGAAUGCUCUUUGAGCAUUGAAGUGACUGCUGAAGUCGAGGAUAAUAUCUGCCUGGUUGAGCAUUUUCAGACUCAGAACCUGUCAAUCCCUCCUGGGGCACAUGUUCAGUAUUCAUUUCCCGAGCUUUUCUUCUAUAAGCCAAAUCUAUGGUGGCCAAAUGGUAUGGGCAAGCAAUCCUUGUAUAAUAUCAUUAUCUCAGUGGAUGUGAAAGGAUUUGGAGAAUCAGAUAUGUGGAACCAUCUAUUUGGAUUUCGCAAAAUUGAAAGCUAUAUUGAUAAUGUUACUGGUGGAAGGUUGUUUAAGGUUAAUGGACAGCCUGUUUUUAUCCGUGGUGGUAAUUGGAUUUUGUCAGAUGGUUUACUGCGUCUCUCCAAGAAGCGAUAUCAAACAGACAUAAAAUUCCAUGCUGAUAUGAACUUUAAUAUGAUACGCUGUUGGGGUGGGGGAUUGGCUGAGAGACCAGAAUUUUACCAUUAUUGUGAUGUGUAUGGGCUGUUGGUAUGGCAGGAAUUUUGGAUUACCGGAGAUGUUGAUGGACGAGGAGUGCCUAUAUCCAAUCCAAAUGGUCCUCUAGACCAUGAUCUAUUUAUGCUAUGUGCUCGAGACACAGUCAAGCUCCUCAGGAAUCAUGCUAGUCUUGCUCUCUGGGUUGGUGGAAAUGAACAAGUGCCACCAGAGGACAUUAAUGCUGCUCUUAAACAUGACCUUAGACUUCAUCCAUUAUUUGAAACUGGCCAUGGAAAUGGCACUUUGAUAAAAGGUUUAGUUGGGAUGUUGGAUACUGAUCCUAGUCUAUACCUGGACGGCACUCGAGUAUAUGUUCAAGGAUCUAUGUGGGAUGGAUUUGCUGAUGGGAAAGGAAAUUUUACAGACGGUCCUUAUGAAAUCCAGAACCCUGAGGACUUUUUCAAGGACAACUUUUACAAUUAUGGAUUUAAUCCAGAGGUUGGAUCUGUCGGAAUGCCAGUUGCAGCUACGAUAAGGGCAACAAUGCCAAAAGAAGGUUGGAAGAUUCCAAAAUUUAAAAUACUGGAUAAUGGUUAUGUAGAAGAGGUGCCAAAUCCAAUCUGGGAUUACCAUAAAUACAUUCCCUACUCAAAACCAGGUUCUGUUCGUGAUCAGAUCCUACAAUAUGGAACUCCAAAGGAUUUGGAUGAUUUUUGCUUGAAGUCUCAACUUGUUAACUAUGUACAAUAUAGAGCUCUACUCGAGGGAUGGACUUCUCAUAUGUGGAGUAAAUUUACAGGCGUCUUAAUAUGGAAAACACAAAAUCCAUGGCCUGGUCUGAGGGGUCAAUUUUAUGAUCACUUUCAUGACCAAACUGCUGGUUUUUAUGGAUGCCGUUCUGCUGCUGAACCCAUCCAUGUCCAGCUAAAUCUUGCAACCUAUUGUAUAGAGGUAGUUAAUACUACAUCACACAAGCUAUCUGAUGUAGCUAUAGAAACCUCAAUAUGGGAUUUAGAAGGCACAUGCCCAUACUACAAUGUCUAUGAGAGGCUAUCCGUGCUGCCGAAGAAGACUGUAACUAUCACAGAGAUGAAAUAUCCUGAAUCCAAAAACCCAAAGCCAGUAUACUUCCUUCUCCUCAAGCUAUAUCACAUGUCAGAUUAUCGUAUAUUAUCGAGGAACUUCUACUGGUUGCAUUUAUCGGUUGGUGAUUACAAGCUGCUAGAACCGUAUAGAACAAAGAAAAUACCUCUCAAGAUAACAUCAAAAGUUAUUAGUCAAGGUUACACCUAUGAAGUACUGAUGGAAGUAGAAAACACAUCCAAGAAGCCAAAUCUUGAGGGUCAGCUGCACAAGAACAACUUUUGCAGUGUAGUUGGCAAAGGUGGUUAUGAUGACUCCUUACAUAAGUUCACAGAAGAUAAUGCUGAAAAUAAACGUCAAGCUAAAAUUCUCGAGAAGUUUAGCAAGCUUUUCUCUCGGGAAAGCAACAGUUUGAGGGUUGUCGAAAUCAAUGGAGCCGAUGUAGGGGUAGCUUUCUUCUUGCAUUUCUCAGUUCAUAUGUCAGAGGAGGAAAAUAAGGAAGGGAAAGACACCAGAAUUCUUCCUGUGCAUUAUUCGGACAACUACUUUUCUUUGGUACCAGGUGAGCGCAUGUCAAUAAAGAUGAAUUUCGAGGUUCCUCCAGGAAAAUCUCCACGGAUUAGACUUAGUGGUUGGAAUUAUGAUGAGCUUACUGUUUUGUAAUCCUCCAUGGAGGUGUUGGUGUCAGAGUUAACCUUGUUCCCUGAGAGUUUGUUCAUGUCACAUGAGCAACCGUGAAUUGUGUGUUUGUAUCGUUGAUUUAUGUAGCUUUUAUGUGGUGUAUAUCUUAAUAUGAUGAUAUAGUUUUUUUACAUUGCGUUGAAACAUUGAAUGGCACAACACUUUAUCCA
Amaranthus tricolor (Joseph's coat) is the source of this 3290-nucleotide messenger RNA. RefSeq names its product mannosylglycoprotein endo-beta-mannosidase. Gene Ontology annotation, biological process: carbohydrate metabolic process. The coding region runs from base 181 to 3102 and encodes 973 amino acids. The transcript is spliced from 11 exons. Gene Ontology annotation, molecular function: hydrolase activity, hydrolyzing O-glycosyl compounds. NCBI's taxonomy places the organism in Eukaryota, Viridiplantae, Streptophyta, Magnoliopsida, Caryophyllales, Amaranthaceae. The record is from RefSeq and is a predicted model, not a curated record.